CGCCGUCAGCCUAUAAAAAGCGAGCUCCGAGCCCACUUUUCCUUAUUCUGUGUCUGAAAGUGGCCGUCAUUAUGGCUGAUGAGAAGAAAUCGCAGCCAACUUCCAAGAAGGGCGCGAAGAAAAUCAUCAAGAAGGCGCCAGGUAAAGGCAGCAAGAAAAGGAAACGAUCCAGGAAAGAAAGUUACUCCAUCUACAUCUACAAAGUGAUGAAGCAAGUUCACCCCGACACCGGCAUCUCCUCCAAGGCCAUGAGCAUCAUGAACUCGUUCGUCAACGAUAUUUUCGAGCGUAUCGCGGGAGAGGCUUCCCGCCUGGCCCAUUACAACAAGCGCAGCACCAUUAGCUCCCGGGAGAUCCAGACCGCCGUGCGGUUGCUGCUGCCCGGGGAGCUGGCCAAGCACGCCGUGUCGGAGGGUACAAAGGCGGUGACCAAGUACACCAGCUCCAAGUGAGACACCAAAUUGUACUGAGAAAAUCACAUCCAAAACCCAAAGGCUCUUCUAAGGGCCACCCACAAUUUCAUUGAAAGAAGCUGAGCCAUUGUCUCUUUAUUACUGAUUUGCUUUAGUUUGAAAUUGAUUCUGGGGAAUCGUCUAAUUAAGUAUUUGGCUGUUGAAGUUUGUGCGAUAAGUGGUCGCUUUUCCUCUGCACUUUAUUUUCGGUUGCGUUCACAUACAGUCUCUUCCCUACCUGCAGAGAGAGAGCAAAUUAAACCAGCCAUUGAUGAGCUAAUUCUGUUAGUUAUCCUUUAAUUGUUUCAGAGAUAGUAGGAACUGCAGAUGCUGGAGAAUCUGGGAUAACAAG
Messenger RNA from Rhincodon typus (whale shark), 804 nucleotides. RefSeq names its product histone H2B 7-like. Lineage: Eukaryota; Metazoa; Chordata; Chondrichthyes; Orectolobiformes; Rhincodontidae. Gene Ontology annotation, molecular function: structural constituent of chromatin; protein heterodimerization activity; DNA binding. Bases 72 to 452 code for a protein of 126 amino acids. The transcript has a single exon. The record is from RefSeq and is a predicted model, not a curated record. Gene Ontology annotation, cellular component: nucleosome.